Molecule: messenger RNA, 2844 nt
Organism: Ectocarpus sp. CCAP 1310/34
Lineage: Eukaryota; Phaeophyceae; Ectocarpales; Ectocarpaceae
Source: the annotation of a GenBank genome assembly
AUGCGCAGGGCGCACGCGGGAAUCAUCGCGGCAGCCAAGCCUCUGGGGGGAAAGGUGCCUGCUGCGGUGCUGCCAGAGGACCGCGCCGCUGGAGUCGAACAGGUGCACAAUGCGCCUGUGACGGCGCUGCCGGAUGGACUCGUCGUCCGCGACCCGCAGGCACUGCAGGUACCUGCUGCGGCGCUGCCCGAGGAGCGCGCUGCUGAUGAGGACCCGGUUCAGGAUACGCCCGUGGCACUGCCGGAUGGUUCCUUCAUUUGUGACCCGCAGGCACUGCAGGUGGCCACUGCGGUACCACCAGCGAAGGGUGUGGCUGGAGAUGGACCAGCGGAACGCCCGGCUGAAUCUGCGGAGCUGCCAGCGGAGGGUGCGGCUGGAGAUGGACCAGCGGAGCGCCCGGCUGGAGAUCAGCAGGCCGAGGAUGCGCAUGAGACUACCGAGUUGGUAAGGUACACCAGUGUGUUUCAGGUGGAAAAGGGGGGGUCGGAGGCUGUUGACUUUUCCAUUUCAACCGCUGUGCCUCGAAUGUACGUGAUGAAUGUCAUCGUCGACGACCUCAACCUGGACGAUGUAGACGUGUAUCACACCAAGGUUGACGCUCACCUGUGGCAUCGGAGGAUGGGCCACUGCAAUCCUCGUGCGCUGCAGCAGCUGGCUGACAAGGGUUCCACCGGUAAAAGCUUCCAUCGUAACAUCGAAUCAGGUGACUGCAGUGUAUGCGCAGUUGGGGACAGCAAGAGAAGCAGCCACCCGCUGUCCGAUCGCCCCCGCCUUGAGACCCGGCUUGAGAUUGUAAGCGCCGAUGUGUGGGGGAAGCCCUCUGUUAAAUCGUACGGGGGUUGCCAGAGCGCCGUGAUGUUUACUGACGACGCUUCGCGUAUGAGGUUCGGCUUCCCCAUCAAGACGAAAGACGAAACGGCGGAGGCCCUCCAAUCGCUUAUCCGGGACGUUGCCGAUCCGCUUGGGCAAAGCAUCGGUACGGUGCACUGCGAUGGCGGAAAAGAGUUCAAGGGCACGUUCUUGGAGCUGUGCAUGUCGGUUGGAAUUACGGUCAACAACAGCCCCCCCUACGUUCCGCAAGGGAAUGCCAUCGCGGAGCGUGGGUUUGGUACAAUCAUCGGCACUACGCGCAAGAUGCUCCUGGGGGCGCCGCACCUUCCCGGCGAGCUGUGGGCUGAGGCUUUUCGGAUCGCCAUUUAUCUCAAGAAUCGCACACCAACUGACGUCCUGGGCGGUAAGGCCCCAAUCGAGGUAUGGGAGAGUAAGCCGCUCGGGAAAAUGUUGCACAUCCACGAAUGGGAUUCGUUGGCGUUUAAGCACGAGGAGACGCGCUUCCGGUCGAGCAAGUUGGCGGCCAGGGCCAAGAAAAUGUACCUGGUCGGCUAUAAUCCGGAGAGUAGGUCGUACAGGCUGUGGGACCCAGCGGAGUCUUUCAAUAUCACCAACUCUGCCGAGGUAUCAUUCCGUGAGAAAGAAAUGGGUGACGUGGUCAAACCCAAGGUAGGGCACGACCCGUUUCCUGCGCCCAAUGUGUCUGUUUAUCAGCCUGGCGCGGUAGAAUCUAGCGAAAGCGAAGAUGAAGACACAACCCCCACAGGGCCGCCGCCGGUGGCUCCGGGACCUCGUCGGAGCGACAGGACCUCCGUGGCGCCGCAGCGGCUGAACCUGUUUACGACGGAGGAGGAUGCGUACGAGAGAAUCGAGCAUGCCCUGGUGACGGGUAGCGACGUCGGCAACAUCGGGAGUGGACGUCCCGGUGAAGUGGGUUAUAUGUCUGCCGACCCCGCCAACUACGAUGAAGCGACUCGUGUCGUGGUGCAAGGGUUUCACGAGGCUGAUACGGGGAUGGACAAGGCCGCACCUGUCGCAAGCAUGGAAUCUGUGCACCUGGUAGUGUCUCACGUCGCGUACUACGGUCUAGUUCUCAAGCAAGCUGGCAUCAAGACUGCGUUCCUUAUCUCCAGAAUCCCCGAGGGUGCGAAGCCCGUCUACGUGAUUCCUCCGGAGGGUUUCAGGUGCACGCCGGAGCAAGCCAAACAAGUCUGGCGUCUCAAGGCGUGGCUGUACGGCCUGCGUCUCUCCCCGAAGGUCUGGAAUGGAACCUUUCACCAGUUCCUGCUGGAACUAGGCUUCGUACCGAGCACUGCCGACCCGUGCCUGUGCAUACUGCACGCGGCGGGAAGUAAUCCUACUGGUAUGAAGGAACGGUUUGAAACGGUGGACCUAGGAGAUGCGAAGUUCAUCCUGGGAAUGGCCAUCCACCGCAACCGCGACACGGGCACUAUUCUCUUGACGCAGGAGGCAUACACCAAGGCCGUACUUGCCAAGUUCGGCAUGGCCGACUUGCACCCGACGAAGACGCCGGCGGAGGUUGGACCGAUGAGCGCAGUGGAGGAAGAGACUCUGACGCCGGAUGAAGCUACAAUUUUCCGGUCUGCCACGGGUUCGGCUCUAUACAUAUGUAGGGGAUCGAGGCCGGACAUUUUCCACACGAUACUGGUGCUUACCAAGAGCAUGGCUAAGCCCGGGCCGAAGGCGUGGGCUAAGCUAAAGCGACUGAUGCGGUACCUGAAGGGAGCCGCAUCGCUGGGGAUAACAUGCAGCGGGGACGCAUCGAACGGAGACAAACUAAUUGCUUACGUUGAUUCCGACUUUGCAGGCGGCGCGGAAGAAGCGCAGCAUCGCGAGGUGGAGAGCACUGGAAACGAUCUUCGAGGGCUAUGUACGGCAGCUCGAGAAGAAAAGCCGCGAGGGGGAUCAGGCGGGUUUCUACAGGCACCUGAAGAUGAUCGACGUCGAAGGGCGGCCGAGGCAGCACUUGUGGCGAACUAUGUACCCGAUUGA